Molecule: messenger RNA, 1425 nt
Organism: Paraglomus occultum
Lineage: Eukaryota; Fungi; Glomeromycota; Glomeromycetes; Paraglomerales; Paraglomeraceae
Source: the annotation of a GenBank genome assembly
AUGACAGAGUUUCAGUCUUUCACAACCUUAAUAAAACGUUUAGAAGCCGCAACUUCGCGCCUCGAGGACCUUGCCACCUCAACUGCCUCCGCAGUGGCGGUUACGAAUAACCUUGGUCGUCACCCAGUUGGUGGACAGCCCGCGCCAACCUCAUACAGCGUUCCCGCCAGUAAUAAUGUGACCGAGGAACCGGAGGUGCCUCUCGUGUUAGCUGCUUAUGAUGAGAUUAUGGAGAAUUCUUUGAAGAAUUUUGUGGAUUUAUCGAAGAGUAUUGGCGGGCUUGUUGAGGAUCAGAGCCAUUCAGUUGAAGACAUUUUUAUAGCUCAACGCGACUUUAUAUAUAUUGCAACGCAAUCCCAAAAACCCAGUCUUUCUUCUGAUACGUUUUCCGAACUUCUCAAACUUACGCAACAAGCAUUAGAGAAAGUAUGCGAAUACCGUGAGAACAAUCGCCCUUCGUCGUUUUUUAAUCACCUAUCGACUGUGAGUGAAGGUAUAGGCGCAUUAGGUUGGGUGACAGUAGAGCCCAGGCCGGCACCAUACGUCGGAGAUUUAAAAGAAAGUGCGCAAUUUUACGCCCAUAGGGUUAUUCAAGAGUGGAGAGAUCGAGAUAGAGCACAUGUAGAUUGGGCGAACAGUUUUAUUAUUCUUCUCACUGAGUUACAAGGCUAUGUUAAAAAGUAUCAUCCAACUGGGCUGGUCUGGAAUCCACAAGGAGUAGAUGCAAAGACAUUCAUCGGCCGCAAACCCGCUCAGGCUGCAGUGUUCGCUGAGAUUAAUAAAGGCGAAGGUAUCACUGCUAGCCUGAAGAAAGUUGAUAAGAGUCAAAUGACACACAAGAAUCCUGCAUUGAGGGUUAGUGCAACAGUUGGCGAUGUUGGAGCCAAGUCACACAAGAAAGGCCCGACUGCACCACCCAAGCCAGCUUCGUUGAGUAUGAAGAAGCCUCCAAAGACUGCAUUGGAUGGAAAUAAAUGGACCAUUGAAAAUUACGAAAACGAUAGUAACGUUAUGUUGGAUCAGGCGGCAAUCAAUCAAACUGUCUAUAUUUAUGGAUGUAAGAAUUCAACGAUCCAAGUAAAAGGCAAGGUCAAUACUGUUACAAUUGAUUCCUGUCAAAAGACUGGCGUGCUACUGGAGUCUGUAGUCGCUGCUGUCGAUGUUGUUAAUUGCAAAUCAGUUCAGCUCCAGAUUCUCGGUAAGACGCCGACUAUCGCACUUGACAAAACUGACAGCGGUCAAGUGUUCUUAUCAUCAUCAUGUUUGGACGUGGAAAUCCUGACUGCCAAGUGCUCUGCCAUCAAUGUUAACGUUCCCGAAAUUGGUGAGAAUGGUGAUUAUGCUGAGCGGCCAGUACCCGAGCAAUUGAAGAGUACAAUCGUUGAUGGGAAGCUUGUUACCGUUCCCGUUGAGCAUACAGGAUAA